AUGUGCCAACCGCCCACCGACGAUGUGGCUAGGAACAUGCUCGGCCCAGUUGUCCCAGACGAUAUCGUCCUCGGGAAACUCCAGCUCGUACCGUCCGUUCGCCCUUUGAGAAUUUACGAAGUUCCCAUUCCUGGGGGUAAAACACUGCACCUCGUCUUGCCGCCCAUCUCUAUGUGGCGCCCCCUCAGAGCCGAGCAGGGAAUGCUGAGCUCUGAAGCCACCACGGUGAGGUGGAUCAGAGAGACUCUCGCUCGGGAAACCGCCACUACCGAACAGAAAGCAUCUUCCUUCUCCUCCGUCACUCGCGACAUCACCACCUCCUUACUGCCACUUUUACCAACCCUCCUCCGCCACGGCCGGGAAACCCACCUCCCCAACUCCUCCUUCGCCGUCUACAAACCCGCCAACGGGACACCUCUUUCCCUCCUUUCUUCAGAACCCACACCCACCGUACGACGGGAAAUCGACUGCCAGCUCGGCGCCUUGUUCCGCCACUUAAACACUUUGACUUCACCCACCGGCCGUUUCGGCCCCCUAGCGGCCGUCAUCGACACCAGUUCCGGCCCCGGCACCCCACAGCCAGCCGGGUCUCGAGCAAAGACCCCGAGACUUCCACAAGUGCUAACCGAAAGCGGGCUGUCAGCCACCGGCGGUGCAGGGACAUGGUCUGUGGCGUUUCAUUCCAUGAUGGAAGGGGUGUUGCGAGAUGGCGAGGACAUGGCAGUUGUCAUAUCGUACCCGACGAUUCGGAGACAUUUUCGGCGGCUGGGGUACCUUUUGGACGAUGUUACCACCGCGAGGCUGGUUAUUGUCGAGGGUGCAGGGAGAGGAAACGUACUUGUUGGGGAUUUGGGUGAGCAAAAAGAAGACACGGAAAAGGAAAAAGAGGUGGGCGAUGACGGGAAAGAAAGCGGGAAAAACAAGGGCAAGGCAACAGACGAGAAGGUGACCGGAGAAGGGGAGGACGACAAAGAAAAGGGGGAAACAGACAUGACACAGAAGGGGGACACACAAUCACAACAAAGCCUAAAACUCACCGGCCUCCGCGACUGGAGUAGCGCCAUAUUCGGUGACCCCCUCCUCGCAUCCGUCUUCAGCGACCCGCACCAACCGCUCCCUUCAUCCGCCUUCUUAGAAGGCUUCAACGGCGAGAAGCUAGAAUCUGGCGCCGACUCACAACACACGAAACUCCCAUACCCCCUAAACCCGACCGUAAUAGAAAAUGCCGACACGGCAUGGAUCCGGCUGCUGUUCUACCAGGUCUACCACACAGUAACGCGGAUUGUGAGCGAGUUCUAUCGGCCGCGGCAGGACAGCAGUACUCGGGAACUCGAGGCACGGAAGAAGUUGAACGAGGUGCUGGCCAAACUGGCAGAAGUGCCAGAUAACACGAAGAAGAGACAGCAGCGGCCAAGCGGGGAGAUGUCGCCCGCGAAGAGGCUCAGGGGUGCCGAGGACGAGUGA
Molecule: messenger RNA, 1464 nt
Organism: Chaetomium globosum CBS 148.51
Lineage: Eukaryota; Fungi; Ascomycota; Sordariomycetes; Sordariales; Chaetomiaceae
Exons: 1
Coding region: 1-1464 (487 amino acids)
Source: RefSeq, a predicted model, not a curated record